AGAGAUAACAGUAGGAAGUUCAACUGUUAUCAUGUUAUCCUUGACCUACAGACAACCGAGUAAUUUGAGAGUAAUCGAUCUCCAUAACUGAAGUGGACUGUACGUGUAGAGUUCAAAAAAUAUUAAGAAGUGAAUAAGUGAAGUGCAUCUAAAGAAGUUGGUAGACAAGCUAGAAGAUGAGUUGCAAUUGUGACUACGUGGUUCCAAAUAAGGAGUCGUUAGCACCGCAUUAUGACAACUGUCGGUUGAUGUGGGACGAACUACAUCCAGGAAAACCAUGCCCCAAAAAUGCAGAUGGUACCAUAAUGUUGCCGAACAAACAUCUCGCCGGCCUGGAUGUGGACAUUCUGUACCACUUAGGACUUGACACAAAGACUUAUGAUCUUCCUGCAAUGUUUGGAGAUGUCAAGUUUGUCUGUAUGGGCGGCACGAAGGUUCGUAUGCGUGAGUUUGCUGAGUACAUGAGAGAGGUGUUGGAUCUGCCGAACAAAGGGGAGAGGCUGGUGAACCUCACCAAACACUCGCAGAGAUACGCCAUGUACAAAGUUGGACCUGUUCUCUCCGUCAGUCAUGGCAUAGGCAUCCCAUCGAUGACGACAGUCCUUCAAGAGGUGAUCAAGUUGAUGUCCUACGCGAAAGCCAAGGACCCUAUCUUCUUCAGAAUAGGCACAUCGGGAGGUCUCUCCAUACCGGCCGGCUCCGUCGUCGUCUCGUCUUUUGGACUAAAUGGCAAUUUGGAACAGACCUAUGAUAUUCCAAUAUUAGGCAAAACUCGCAAGCUGCCGGCACUCCUCGACCAGAGAGUAUAUCAAGAGGUCCAUUCCUUGAGCUCAGCGGACGAUGGCUUCGGUACCUACAUCGGAGGAACUAUGGGAGCUGAUGACUUUUACAGAGGCCAAGGGCGUCUCGACGGUCCUUUCUGCGACUACACUGAGGCAGACAAGAUGGCUUUUCUAAGAUCUCUGACUGGCAUGGGUGUCCGUAACAUAGAGAUGGAAGCCCCAGCCUUCAGCGCUUAUACUAGAGAAGCAGGGAUCCGCGCUUGUAUUGUUUGCAUCACUUUCUUGGACAGACUUCAAGGCGACCAGGUUCGUUGCGCUGCGUAUAGAUGGCGUUGUUUUAAAGUUUUUAAUGUUUUGGGGAUGUUUGGUAGAUGGCGUGUUAGUUGUGAGUUUGCUAUCCUUAUUAUUCUCUUUUUUUAA
Spodoptera frugiperda (fall armyworm) is the source of this 1202-nucleotide messenger RNA. Its product is annotated as uridine phosphorylase 1. The record is from RefSeq and is a predicted model, not a curated record. Gene Ontology annotation, biological process: nucleotide catabolic process; uridine catabolic process. The transcript is spliced from 7 exons. Gene Ontology annotation, cellular component: cytoplasm; cytosol. Lineage: Eukaryota; Metazoa; Arthropoda; Insecta; Lepidoptera; Noctuidae. Bases 177 to 1202 code for a protein of 341 amino acids. Gene Ontology annotation, molecular function: uridine phosphorylase activity.